Messenger RNA from Aureobasidium subglaciale EXF-2481, 894 nucleotides. RefSeq lists its product as uncharacterized. The transcript is spliced from 2 exons. Lineage: Eukaryota; Fungi; Ascomycota; Dothideomycetes; Dothideales; Saccotheciaceae. Bases 1 to 894 code for a protein of 297 amino acids. The record is from RefSeq and is a predicted model, not a curated record.
AUGACUCCGACUAUUCUCGUCGUCGGUGCUACUGGCAACACUGGCAGGAAAGUCGUCGAGACUCUCCCCUCUCUGCCCAAGAGCUCCCAGUCUCUGUCAGGCCAUCGUAUCCUCUGCCUCACCCGCUCAGCUCAAAGCGAUGCUGUACAGAAACCAGCCAAAAUACCUGGCACCAAAUUGGUAGAGCAAAACUGGGUCAAUGUCAUUGCAGCUUGGCUCAAAGAGCACAAUGUUGAGAGAUUCUACGUCAACUGUCUUCGCGCUGGCGUCAAGUACGUCGUACGUAUAUCGACCACCGCGAACGCCGUUCGCUCGGAUUCGAUUGCGUAUUAUCAACGUGCUCACUGGGAUAUCGAGUCUCUGUCGAGCUCGCCUCCGUACGACAAGCUAAGAUGGACUUCCCUACAACCUCACAUCUUCUUACCCAUAAGUCUUGCACCAGCGGCAGAGUUCAUCAAGGAGUAUCGCAAGACCGGCCAGCAACAAAAGCUCUCUCUGUUCGUGGAUGAAAACACGCCUGCUGAUCUAAUUGAUCCAGAUGAUGUGGGACGUGCGGCAGUCCAUCUGAUCGCUUCUGACGACUUUUCGUCUUACGAUCACAAAAGGCUUGUACUCAAUGGACCCGAGGAGAUCACCGGAUCGCAGAUCGUGGAGCUCGUCGGAAAGCACAUUGGUGCAAAAGUGAAGGAAGUCGUGUGGAAUGACUCUUCUCUCAUCGAACAGAUGGCUGAACAGAGUCCGGAGAACAAGAACAUCAUUCUGGAUGUCAAGAAUGCUGCUCAAGAAUACUGGGAUUCGGGUAUUAAGGAUGCUCCGACUAGCAGGGAGAUCUUGGACUUGUGUCCGCCCAAACGUACGGCUACUGAUCCUUUAGAAGAAUUGCUCAAGCGAUAG